Molecule: messenger RNA, 16581 nt
Organism: Perca fluviatilis (European perch)
Lineage: Eukaryota; Metazoa; Chordata; Actinopteri; Perciformes; Percidae
Product: KIAA1109 ortholog
Exons: 92
Coding region: 178-15801 (5207 amino acids)
Biological process (GO): synaptic vesicle endocytosis
Source: RefSeq, a predicted model, not a curated record
AACAGGAAGAGAUGUUAACUGGCCGCCUGUCAGGUAAAUAUUCAACAGAGGAUGCUAGCUAUGCCCACGUCUGACACGACAAAAGGACAGCAACUCCUGAAUAACUGGAGCAAAGAUGACACCACAUGCUUUAUCGGGGACAUUAAGUUUUAGGUAUCAGACUGAGAGCCUGUAGCCAUGGAUUCUCCCAAAAACAAUGAAAGCACUUUUCCCAGCUUCGUGGACAUUGAUGACUUUCUUACCAAGCACAACUCGAACUUCAUCUGGCUCCUCGUCGCCACCAUUCUGUCCUGUGGAUGGAUCAUCUAUUUAACGUAUUACAACUCCCGCAACAUCGGCCUCAUCCUCACCCUCAUCAUCAACCGACUCUACAAAGAUGGCUACAUUCAUAUCGGCUCCUUCUCCUUCUCUGUGCUGUCAGGUAAAGUCAUGUUCAGAGAUGUCUACUACAUCAACCAAGACAUGUCUAUCAGGAUACAGGAUGGCUUCCUCAUAUUUCGUUGGUGGAAAAUGUAUAACCCAAAACAGAAACAGCAUGACCCCAAGGCAGAGACCAGGCUUUACAUGACAGUCAACGGCUUUGAGUUUCAUGUCUACAACCGCACCGACCUCUACGCCCGACUGCAGGAGACCUUCGGACUGGACCCCACACUCAUAACACCCAAAAAAGAUGACGAGAAGGGACGAGAGGACAGAAACAAGACCCUAGAAAGUGUGAACAUCAAAGCAGAGAGUCCAGACCACACGUCAUCCUGGCGCUCCCUCAUUCCUGUCGUCAAAGUAAACAUCAGCACUGGUCGUUUGGCAUUUGGGAACCACCACCUCCCCCAAACUCUGUGUGUGAACUUUGAGGAUGCCUUCCUGACGUACACCACCAAGCCUCCAUCCAGCCACCUGGACCAGUACAUGCACAUUGUCAAAGGCUCGCUGGAGAAUGUGCGCGUCAUGCUGGUUCCCAGUCCGCGCUACCUUGGCAUGCAGAAUGAUGAACCUCCCAGACUGAUGGGAGAAGGCUUUGUGGUCAUGCAGUCCAACGAUGUUGACAUCUACUAUUACCAGGAUGAACCCGGGCUGGUGCCUGUGGAGCAGGAGGGUGGGGAGGAGGCAGAGACGUGCAGUGAGGACGAUAAGCUUCAGGACCUGCCUCCAUGUUGGGGUCUGGACAUUGUCUGUGGAAAAGGAACUGACUUCAACUACGGCCCUUGGGCGGAUCGUCAGAGGGACUGUCUGUGGAAGUUCUUCCUGCCGGCUGACUACCAGGCAAUGAAAGUGACCGAGGUUGCCCAGCCAGGAAAACCCAGGCAGAUCCAGGCCUUCGAGCUCCGCAUGAACAUCAUUGCUGACGCCACCAUCGAUCUGCUUUUUACCAAAAACAGGGAAACCAAUGCCAUCCAUGUGAAUGUAGGUGCUGGCUCUUACCUGGAAGUCAACAUCCCCAUGACUGUAGGAGAGAACGGCUACUCUCCUACCAUUAAAGGCCAGUUGCUUCAUGUGGACACCACCAGCAGCAUGCAGUAUAGGACUCUUCUGGAGGCUGAGAUGCUGGCUUUUCACGUCAUAGCCGGCUACCCUCGGGUGUGGAACAUGCCUCAGUCAUGGCAGUGUGAGAUUGAGGUGUACAAGGCCACCUACCACUUCAUCUACGCCCAGAAAAACUUCUUCACCGAUUUGAUCCAGGACUGGGCGAGUGACAGUGCCCCAGACAUCUACUCCUUUGUGCCCUAUUCCUGGAAGUUUAAGAUCCUUUUCCACCAGUUUGAGAUGAUUUGGGCGGCAAACCAGCACAACUGGGUUGAUUGUUCCACCAAGCAGCAGGAGAAUGUGUACCUUGCAGCCUGCGGCGAGACGCUCACUAUAGAGUUCACUUUGCCUUUCAACGAGUUUGUUCCAACCACCUGCCAUACCCGCUUCAGCUUGAACGCAGAGGAUACAGAUAUGCGAUUGUCCCUGCCAGAGUGCCACCCAAGCCGCUACCCCCUCCUCACCCUGGCCAAAGACUACCAGAACGUCAAGCUCCCCCCAGACAUGUUCAUGCCAGGGGAAAACCAAAGCGCUCCCCCUCCCAAACCCACCAAGUCACGCUGGAGGAACAUCACCCACGCAGAAGCUGGCUGGGUGGAUUGCUGGAGUGUACCCAACUUCUUGCUCAUCAUUGACUACACCUGGCACCCCAUUUAUCCCCAGAAGGCUGAUGAGCAACUGAAACAGUCGCUGUCUGAGAUGGAGGAAUCCAUUCUGUCAGCUCUGCGUCCCCCGGAGCACACCUCGGUACACCACAACGCCACGCCACGCUACACCUCCACGUCUGCUUCAGCUGCCCACAGCCGGAUGCCCGCUGACCCCACAGAGCUCCCCCCCGAUCGACUUCAUGUGGAAAUGGAUGUGUCCCCAAAUUCUCAAAUCAUCCUCUAUGGGCCUUUGCUCCGAGCACUGAUCUCCAUCAAGGAAAACUAUUUUGGUGAGGACGACAUGUAUACAGACUUUGAGGAGGCAGUAUCCAGCCCCGUGUUGUCCACCUCCACCUCCUCGGGCCUCGGUUGGUCUCCUCUGGGGAUGGAGGACAGCGGACAGAAGGACAACUCAAACCUCCACCCCUUGGACUUGCGCCCCUGGGACAUCACUGUGCUCAUCAACCUCUACAAAGUCCACGGUCGACUGCCAAUGCACUGCAGCAGUGAGGGUCCCGAAGGUCCAUCCGGCUUCUUGGAGCGGCUGUGUUUUGAGAUGAAGAAGGGUUACAAGGAGACGAUGCUUCAGCUGCUCCUGUCUCCCAUUCACAUCUUCAUCAGUGACAACUACCAGCGUCCCACAGCGGACGGGGUAUUGAGGGACGGCCACCUGAGUCUGUCUGGCCUGCAGAUGAGGGCCCAUGCUAUGUUCUCCGCUCAGGGCCUCCCAGUGGGCACUGACACGCUGGAGUACGCCUGGCUCAUUGACAUGCAGGCUGGGGGGCUCACCGGCAGGGUCACUCUUCCACAGGUGGCCAGUAUGAUAGAGUGGGGUGAGAACUUCCUUUUCCACGGGGUUUCCCGAGAGUUCCAGCUAGAACAACCCAAGCCCUCUGUCAUCUGCCAGCACGGCCUUGACCGUCGCAUCUGCGAUGCCAAGCUGAGCUGCCUGCCGGGUCACUGUCGCACAUCAGAGGAGCUGAAGUACACCAUGACCCGACUGGCCAUGGAUGGAGUUGACCUCUUCGUAGUGGAGCACGGCUGUGCUGCCAACAUCAAGACGGCCAUCAUUCGCGUAGCCAACUGCAACCUGCACAACCAGGCAGUGGGAGAAGGCAUCAGCGCUGUGGUGCAGGACGUAAACAUCCGGCAGUACAUUGAGCAGCAGCAGCACAGCGAGGCGACCAGGCUGCAGCCAGCCGGACAGGGUCAAGGUCUGGGUCAGCCGCUAGGUCUCGGUCAGCCCCCUUUGCUGCGACGCUCUGUCUGGCUGGAGGCGGGUUCAGUCAACCUGAACCUCAUCACAGCAGACAUCGCCCUGGCCGCUGACCACCCAGCCAAAUGUGAAGUCCAGAGGCAUUUUCUGGAGCAACACGAUGCACAGAGCAAAAGGCUCUGGUUCCUAUGGCCAGAAGAGGCUGGCAUUCGCAACAAGCGCAGCAGGAACCGCUGCGGCUGCCUCGGAGGCUGCAGGUUCUUUGGAGGUACCAACAUGGGCCUGGACUUCUUCAAGCUUGAAGAGCUCACACCUUCCUCCUCGUCUGCGUUCUCUUCUUCCAGCACAGAGUCAGACAUGUCUUAUGGCCAGUCUUUGCUACAGCCAGGGGAGUGGAUUAUUACCAAGGAAACACCCAAAGUGGAUGGGAGAGUUGUCGGACUGAAGACGGGCACACACUCGCCCUGCCUGCCUCCUGAGCUGCCUGAGAGACGUGGUCAGCACCUCCUCAGUCUCCAGGUGCCCCAACGCUCCCACAGCUCCGCCUCUUCCUCUGAAGAAAAUAGUUGCUCUAGUGCCGCGUUGCCCCUGUUGGCAGGAGAGAGAGACACUCCCUCGCCAAGCACAGAGGAACGCAUGUUUCCCGUGAAUGGCAGAAGCCCCGCUGACACCCUAGGGGAGGUCCCAGAGGUUUCGCCAGUCUCACCCAACAGCUCCCAGGACCGCUCCUCGGUGCGCUCACCCCUCUGCUCCCCUCUCAAGCGCCAGUCCUCUGUACACUCCGGUCGGCUGGGCAGCACCAAGAGCCUGUCGGCUGCCGUCUUCGCCGACAAGCCGCCACCGGUUCUGUCCGGAGGCGUCCAGUUCAGCAGCGAGGUUUCCCGCAGCGACGAGAACGUCCUGGAUUCGCCACGUCAGCGUAGGAGCUACGGCUCCUUUCCCUUCACGCCUUCAGCGGACUCCAACACCUUCCACCAGUACCGCUCUGCGGAUUCCAGCAUGUCCGUGGCCGACAGCGAGGCCUACUUCUCUGCUGCCGAGGACUUCGAGCCAAUAAGCAGUGCCGACGAGGGUCCGGGGACGUACCCCGGUCGCAAGAAGAAGAGGAGGCAGCAGAUGCAGCAGCCACAGCAGCCCCCGUAUCACAUGGAAAACUACAGCCGGAGUUCCAUCUACCACAGUGUUGAGGGACCCCUCACCUACGUUCUUAAUGGUGAGCUGAUCACUGAGCCGCGUCCCCUGCCCAUGCCCCCAAUGCUGCCCCCACUGCUGCCCCCACUGCCACCCCAGCCCCUGCCCAGCCACACAUCCCAGGCCUCCUUCGUCUCAGCCCUGGCCAUGGAGGAGGAGAGCUCAGUGGAGGCGGAGAAGACGGCUGAACCUGGCCCUGUGACCCGCCAGCCGCACGUCAUGGCGUGCUACCAGAGCUAUUUAGCCCACUACCAGGUCUCAAAUUGGUCCGUCAAGCAGCCCACCAAUAAGAGGACCUCCAAGUCUUCUCUGCACCGCCCCCUAGAUUUGGACACACCCACCAGUGAGGAGAGCGCUGCUUCCUUCGACCAGCUGUCUGUUCCCAGCUUUAAGGUGAUAAAGCAGGGCCUAUCAGCUAGCUCUCUAUUUGACCGAGGACUUCAGCUGAUGGGAGAGAAUAUCAGUACACCAUACACCCCGCUGGAUAAGAGGGCCAUGGAGAACACCGACGAGGACACGACGACCGAUGACUGGACUCUGGAGCAGCCCUUAGCUCAGACCAGGACCACUGCCAUCGUGGAGGUGAAGGGAGCCGUCAAUGUGGUGCUCACGCCCCUUGUGGCUGAAUCCCUGGACAGGUACAUCGAAUCCAUGGUCCACUUCGCCAGUAUUCGUCAUCCUGCAGCCAUUCUGGAUGACCUGCAUGGGAAAGUCCUCAAUGAAGCUUAUCAGAUCAGCAAGUCCACAGUCACGGAGUCCAGCCAAACAGGCAAGCAGGAGCACAAGCUGUCCAAGACCGAGGGCACAACCCCUGGCUCCCUCAACAUCACCCAUGGCCAGACGGACCUGUCCGUCAAACCAGAUAAUGUGAAAAUCAAGGGCCUCCAAGCCAACGUCUCCAUCCCCAAGAUGAACCUUUGCCUCCUGCAGGCUUCUGUAGAGGAGGGGUCACCGUCAUGCUCCAAUAAGUGUGUCACACAUGUGUCUCUGGUGGCGCUGUGCUUCGACAGGAUUGCCACCCAGUUCAGAAUGAACAGGGGUAUUGUAGAGGAGACGCCCAACACCACGGAACAUGGCCGACCAUCAGUCAUGUUGGAGAAGUACGCCUCAGCCACCAAGAUGCAGCCUCAGUCUUCUGGAUCGCUGCGCUCCAACGCGGGCAUCGAGAAAGGCAAAGAGAUCGCCGCCAGGCUGAACAUCCACCGUAUUCACAGCCAGCUGCGAGGCCUCGACUCCACAGACAUUGGCACAUGUGCAAUCACAGCAAUCCCGUUUGAGAAGUCCAAAGUGCUGUUUGGCCUGGAGGAAAUGGAGGAGUUUUCAAUGGUGGAUGAAACCGAAGCCCAGGCCACAGCAGGCGAUCUCGGCCGCUCUGCGACAUCUCUUGAGAAAUGGGGCUGGAUUAUGUUUGAAUGUGGCAUCGAGAACCUCACGGUCAAAGGGGGCCGCCAGUCAGGAGCCAUUCUUUACAAUUCAUUUGGUGUGAUGGGACGCUCAGACACUGGGGGGAAGACGGGUAUGUCCAAGUCCAACGGUUCGACAGGCUCUCAGACGGGCAGCGGUUACAGCACCGACGUCUCUGAUGACAACCUGCCACAUGAUGCUAUCAGCCCGGCCUCUGAUGCCAACGAACACUCGGACUCAGACGACCAGGAUGAAGGAGUGGAGUCGGACGACCUGAAGAAAGACCUCCCCCUCAUGCCCCCGCCACCUGACUCCAGCAGCAUGAAGCUGACCAUCAGGGAGAUCUGGUUCAGUUUUGCUGCUCCCACAAAUGUGCGUUCACCUUCACAAGCCAUCUCCAGGCAGUUGAAUCUGCUCAGCACAGCCACCCCUGCCAUUGGAGCCUGGUUGGUUCCCAUCGACCAGCUGAAAUCUUCUCUACGCAAGCUGGACAUGGAGGGCACACUGCGCGUGUGCGCCGUUAUGGGCUGCAUCAUGACCGAAGCUCUUGAGAAAAAGAGCAUCCACAUCCCCAUCCGGAGCAAGUACAACCGUGUGACUAAAAGAGCUCGCUACCUGCAUGAGAAUCCCUCCUGUAUGCUUUGUAACAUCCUUCACCGCUACCUGCAGCAGGCUGACUACUCUGUCAUUGAAGAGGCUACCAUGAAUGAUGGUGUUCCAGCCCUUGUGACUCUAAAAAAGGGUCUGGUUGCUUUGGCCAGACAAUGGAUGAAAUUUAUAGUGGUCACUCAGGGCUUCAAAGCUAUUGGUCUGAUGAGGCCCAAUCAGCUUGCCAAACCCAAGGAGCUGCAGCAGAGCCUGGGUGAGACGAUCUUGGGCCUGGACAACGGUGCUGCGCUGCAGAGUGACACCAGCGCCGAUGGAGCUGAAUUUGAAUUUGACGCAGCCACAGUGAGUGAACACACCAUGUUGCUGGAGGGAGCAUGCAGUCGGCCCCCGCCAAAAGAAGCAAACUCUGGCCCUGUCAGCGGAGUGGAGAUCAUGAGGAAACUCUCCAAGUCCCAUACACACAACGAGUCUGCACUCAGGAUAAAGGGCUCCCAUCCAUACCAGUCGCUGAGCUACACCAGCGGUGACACAGCAGCCGACUCACCAGCCCAUGUGAGCCGUGUCGGCCUGCCAGCGAAGGACAGCCCCAGGAAGGAGAGCCUCCUGAGUAAUCUGACAGGCAGCUUUCGGAGUCUGCACAAUCUGCUCGAGGGCAUGCCCCAGAGGAACGAACCGUCUGCCGCUACCGCAGCCAAGAGCAGCUCCCUCACUCGCACAGGAAACAGUUUAGGGACAGACAUGCUGACCGAGCACCCGCUGCUCUCAGAGCCCUCCUCCGUCAGCUUUUACAAUUGGAUGUCCAAUGCUGUUGGCAACAGGACGGGGGCGGUCACCCAGGACUCCCCGGUUAAUCGCUCCCAGCACAACAGCCUGCAGACAGACCCGCUGGAUUCACCUGUCAACCACUACCAGUACCAACAACUAAACAGCCCCGAAGCAGAAGGAGGCGGGGCAUGUAACCUGCCUACAAUCCCCUCCGCAUCAGACUUCAACACAGUGCUUUCCAGCGACCAGAACACCCUGGAUGGGACCCACUCCCAGCACUCCCAGCACAGCACCAGCCAGGACGAAAUGGCCGACAUCGAGGAGGGCAACCAGUGCCCAGCUGCUGUUCAACUGGCUGAUGCUCAGGUUGUCUUCAAGCCUUUGCUGAACUACACGGGCAUCCAGGCCCAAGACGCCACUCCUCUUAGUUACAAGAUGUAUUUCGGAGAGCACCUGUCUUUUUCUGGCAACCUUGAGUGUCUCAGAGCAGACAUCGUGGACUCUGACACCUCCAAAGAGCGGAAAAACAAAAGAUCCAGGAGACAAGGCAUGGUGAACCUCCCUCCGCUGGAGUUCAAGCCAGCGCUGCUGAUUGAGACGUUCAGCCUGAACGCGGUGGUGAUGGAGAAAUCGGCCAGCGCUCCGCAGGGCCCCACUGCCGCGCCGCUGUCCUUCCACGACCUCAACCGCCGCCACUACAACACAUUCCACUGCGAUUUCACCACGGCCUGUCAGGCCAUCAGCCAGCGGGUCGACAUGGCCCUGGUGCGCCUCAUCCACCAGUUCAGCACCAUGAUCGACGACAUCAAGGCCACGCAGACCGACAUCAAGCUGAGCCGCUACACUGCCGGCUCGGCCUCCCCGACACCCACCUUCAAGGCCCGGCCGUACCGCCACUUCAGGUCCUCUGACUUUAGCCGCAGCUCCCGGGGCAGCCUCAACGGGGCCGGGCGCAGCGGAACCCAAACCCUGAAGAGCAAGAGAGGGGUGGGCGGAGGAGGAGCAGGCGUUGCUGGCGGUUUACCACCUAAUGGGCCUCCAUCAGGCAUGGACACGCUGGGGAAAAGGGAGCCGCGAGGACGAAGCUCCCUCGGACGUUCAGAGCGACGCACCUCGAAGGUGUCGAGAAAGGGCUCCCGUGACGUGGCUGACCACAUGGCCAUCCAGAUGGACGACUCCGACUCCAUCACCGUGUCGGAGCAGAGCGAGCCAUCAGCAGAAUGUUGGCAGAACAUGUACAAGCUGCUCAACUUCUACUCCCUCAUCUCCGAUCCCACUGGCAUCCUGGAGAAAAGCUCCCCAGAGAACUGCCUUUCAGAAGGUGGCCGUCGGCCCUCAGAGCCAUUCUGUAAAGUGAUCUUUGAGAACGAGCAGCAGGAGCCCACCACGCCCAACAAGCCCCCUGGCGCAGGCGGGCGGCGGCGUAGCCUGGUGAGCUCCGAGCCCCAGCACGUCACACUCAUAGUGUUCGGCAUCGGCAUGGUGAACCGCACCCACUUGGAGGCCGACAUCGGCGGGCUGACCAUGGAGGCUGAGCUGAAGAAGAUCCAUGGGAGUUUCACCCUUAAGGAGAAGAUGAAAGAUAUUCUGCACCAGAAAAUGACUGAGACGUGUGCAUCGGCUCACAUAGGAGGGGUAAACAUUGUUCUGCUGGAAGGCAUAACUCCUGACAUCCAACUGGAGGAUUUCCCAACAUCUCCCACCAGCACAGCUAAACAAGAGUUUCUAACGGUGGUCAAAUGCAACAUUGCCAAGUCCCAGGCCUUGUACAGCGCCCAGCGAGGACUGAAGACCAACAACGCAGCUGUCUUCAAAGUGGGGGCCAUCAUGAUCAACAUCCCCCAGCACCCGGCUACUUUGCACAGCAUGAUGGUCCGCAGCUCCCACCAGCUCUCCAAACAAAUCUCUGACCUCAUCCGCCAGCCCUCCAAUGUUCAACCUCCUAAUAGGGAGGACACCCCUACCCCGCAACCCUCUGACAAAGCAUCCAGCAUCAAUCAGACCCCCAUAGAAGCCAACGAGUUCCCUCAGCUCCCCGAAGGCCUGGAGAAGAAGCCCAUCGUCCUCAAGUUCAGCGCCAUGAUGGAUGGCAUCACCAUCGGGGCUGCGCUGCUGCCCUCACUCAAAGCAGAGUACAAAAUGGGUCGCAUGAAGAGCCAUGGCAUGACAGGGGCACAAACCAGUUUCACCUUUGAGUUGCCAAACCACAAGCUUUGCUUCCAGUCCAAAGUGUCCCCAGUGGACAUGUCCACCAUGCCGCCAUCAGCCAGCCUCACCCUGCCUCCGGUCACCAUGUCAGGAGAGUACAUCAUGGAGGACCACGAGAGCCACUCGGACCAGGGCUGGGCACCUGACGACUUCCCCACAAAGCAAGGAAACUACCUUCAAGGCAACUACCUGCGCUGUGUGGCCGAGAUUGGUUCAUUUGAGCACAACCUGACCACAGACCUGCUCAACCACCUGGUCUUCCUACAGAAGGUUUUCAUGAAGGAAGUCAACGAGGUCAUUCAGAAGGUCUCAGGAGGAGAACAACCCAUCCCGCUGUGGAAUGAGUAUGACACCUCAACGGAUGCAGACAAGCCAAAAAUCCUGCUUUAUUCUCUCAGCCUCAUGUUCAAGGGAAUCCAGAUGACCGCCACCACUCCUUCUAUGCGAGCUGUGCGCUUUGAGACCGGCCUCAUCGAGCUGGAGCUAUCCAACAGGAUCCAGUGCAAGGCUCAGCCCGGUGGCAGCAGCAGUUACCUCAAACUGUUUGGCAAAUGUCAAGUAGAUCUCCACCUGGCUCUUGGACAGAUAGUCAAGCACCAGGUGUAUGAAGAAGCUGGCUCAGACUUCCACCAGGUGGCGUACUUCCGAACCCGGAUUGGUCUGCGGAAUGCUCUGCAGGAGGAGAUCAGUGGCUCCUCCGACAAGGAGGCUGUCCUCAUCACGCUCAACAGGCCGAUCGUUUUUGCCCAGCCGGUGGCAUUUGACAGAGCUGUGCUCUUCUGGCUGAACUACAAGGCAGCGUAUGAUAACUGGAACGAGCAGCGCUUGGCCCUCAACAAGGACAUCCACAUGGCCACUAAAGAGGUAGUGGACAAGCUGCCAGGCAUCCAGCAGACCUCAGCCCAGGCCUUCAGCACCCUCUUCCUGCAACUGACCGUCAACGACCUGGGCAUCUGCCUACCGAUCACCAACACAUCCCAGAGAGGACAAGUACCAGUUACGGAGGGCAUCAACUCUGAAGCUGGGGCCAGCACAUCAGUAGGCCGGCAAAAUAAUGCACGAAAAGCCAACCACAGCAUAGAUUUUGACACCGGCUCAGCUAUGGUCCUGACCAUUGAGAGCACGCUGAUCACCGCCUGCUCCUCGGAGUCUCUGGUAAGCAAAGGCCACUUCAAGAAUUUCUGCAUCCGCUUCGCCGAAGGCUUCGAGACCUCCUGGGACGACUGGAAGCCUGAAAUCCGAGGGGAUACGGUCAUGAAUGCUUGCGUAGUACCUGAUGGUACAUAUGAAGUAUGUUCCAGGACUAUUGGGCAACCUUCUGCAGAGAGCAGCAGUGCCGGUACCUGGAAUCUGAAUGUGCUUUGGAAAAUGUGCGGUAUCGAUGUUCACAUGGAUCCUAACAUCGGCAAGCGCCUCAAUGCGCUGGGUAACACGCUGACAUCACUGACGGGCGAGGAGGACGUGGACGACAUCGCCGACCUAAACUCUGUCAACAUGGGCGACCUAUCAGAUGAGGACGAAGCCGACUCCAUGUCACCUACCAUCCACACGAGUCCAGGAAGCCAGUUCAGCCCUCGGCUGACCUUAAGGAAGCGUCUGGUAAACCACAUCCUGGGCCUCAGCCCCAGGCCUCAGAGUGUGUCUGGUCCAGCUGACUACUUAAACUGUGCAUCGCCUUGCCUCCGAGCGGGCAGUGCCAGGGCCCAAAGACCUCUCUCCUGGGCCUGUGAGACGAUUGACCCCAGGAGGCAGGCGGCGAUGGGGAACCAAGUGAUUGACCCCCGUGGGAGGAAGUUCACCAAGAGGGUGGUCGACAUCCGAGAGCUGAAUGAACAGGCCAAAGUCAUCGACGACCUCAAGAAAUUGGGGGCCAGUGAAGGCACCAUCAACCAGGAGAUCCAGCGCUAUCAGCAGCUGGAGUCUGUGGCCGUCAAUGACAUCAGGAGAGACGUCCGAAAGAAACUGCGUCGCUCCAGCAUGAGGGCGGCCUCUCUGAAGGAUAAGUGGGGUCUCGGCUACAAACCAAGCUACAAUCGCUCCAAAAGCAUCUCAGCGGCCGCAGGCCGACCCCCUCUGAAAAGGAUGGACAGACAGAGUUCCCGGAUAGGGGAUGUGGAUGACCUACCAGAUAUGCGUGUGGAUGCGUCCUCUCCUGGACCCCGGGUCACCUUUAACAUCCAGGACACGAUAAAUAAUCAGGACUUGGACGCGGCAUAUGCACCUGUCAGUCCAGAAGAGAUAUUCAAGUUUCCUGAGGAGACAGAGGUGGACCUGUUGUCAGCCACCAUUGAUGAGCCAUCCCACCCUCAUCACCUUCAUCUUCAUUAUCCAUCCGUUAUCGAUGGCCAGCACUCAGUUUUCAGUGCCCCUGGCACCCCUGCUGUCUUCUCACCCACACUUCCCUUCCAGCACGACGACAUACGGCGCGAUGACUUGUCCUCUUCCUCCUCCGAAGACUCCGAAAAGGAGGACGAGUUUGAGCGGGAGAGAGUGCCGAGCUAUCGGAGGCCUUUCCAAGCGUCUCACAGAAAGCCCUCAGGGUUUUCUGCGGUGAGUCAGCUGUUCAGCGAGCGCUGGCCGAGCACACCUGCCAACCGCAGCUUCGGUGGCCCAGCGACCGAAAGAAACAUUGACUUUGAGCUGGACGUCCGCGUGGAGAUCGACAGCGGGAAGUGUGUCCUUCACCCCACUACUCAGCAACCAGAGCAUGAGGACAAUCCCCUCAGGAGGAGCUGCGAGCGCAGCCUCAGGAAUCUGGACCAGGAGUCUCCCCCCAAGAAGAAGAAGCUGCAGCCCACCUACACCUCCACCUCGCAUCUCCUAGCUGGCAAGAAAUGUCCCUCCUCCCUUCAGACCAAAUCCAAUGACAUGGAGACCACAGUCUUCUACAUUCCAGGAGUAGACGUCAAGUUGCACUACAACUCCAAGACACUGAAGACGGAGUCACCCAAUGCCUCGCGUGGAUCCUCUCUCCCUCGCACUCUCUCCAAAGAAUCAAAGCUGUAUGGUAUGAAAGAUAGCGGCCCUCCCAAUGCAGUCCAAAGCAAGACUAACUCGCUCCUACCUCCCCCGCCCCCACCUAUUCCAUCAGCCAAAGGUAAGGGCAGCGGCGGGGUAAAGAUGGCUAAGCUGUACGCCUGGGUGGCCCUCCAGACUCUGCCAGAGGAAAUGGUCAUCAGCCCCUGUCUACUGGACUUCCUGGAAAAAGCACUGGAGACCAUUCCUAUAACUCCAGUGGAAAGGGGCUACGCAGCUGUGGCUACACAGGAGGAGGACAUGGGUCAGUUUGAUACAGUGGAGCAGCUGGAGGAGUCCACCACCUCUCUGGUUUCCUCUUCCACAUCGGCCUACUCCUCCUUCCCUGUGGAUGUGGUCGUCUACGUCAGAGUUCAGCCCUCUCAGAUCCGCUUCAGCUGCCUGCCUAUGUCCAGGGUGGAGUGUAUGCUCAAACUGCCCUCUUUAGACCUGGUCUUCUCUUCUAACCGUGGAGAACUGGAGACCCCGACAGGAACCCACCCCACUGACGGACCGCACCCCCCCUCCUCCACUCCACCAGGGCAACAUAUCCCCAAAGCACCUCCCAGCAAAGCGUCUCCGUUGCUGGGGAGCCCUCUGGGCAGGAGCCGCCACAGCAGCAGCCAGUCAGACCUCACCGGCCCCCCCAUCAACUCCUCAGGUCUCAGCUUCACUGCCUGCAUGUCGGACUUUUCCCUCUACGUCUUCCACCCCUACGGCGCCGGGAAGCAGAAAUCUACUGUUACAGGCCUGGCUCCGGGCCCAGGGCCAUUAGGUACAGUGGACGAGGAGCCUUCCUCAGUAACGGGAAGAAAAGACUCUCUGAGUAUCAACCUGGAGUUUGUGAAGGUCAGCUUAUCUAGGAUGAGGCGCACUGGAGGCCCCACCUUCAUCGAAAGCUUCAUUCCUGCCAAAGGUGGCAAAAUGGACACAACCCUCAUCAACAUCUCAGCUGUGUGUGACAUUGGCUCGGCUUCCUUCAAGUACGACAUGCGGCGACUGAGUGAGAUCCUGGCCUUCCCGAGAGCCUGGUACCGCCGAAGUAUCGCCAGGCGUCUCUUCCUGGGAGACCAGACUAUCAACCUGCCAGCCUCCGGCCCCGCCACCCCGGACUCGGUCGAAAACGUCACCCAGCACCUGUCCCCCGAGUCCAGCCGGAAAGCCUACUGGAGGACGUGGGACGGCAGCACCGGCACACAGCACAUGCCCCAAUCCCCCAACGUCUUUUCAGAGCACUCCACUGGAAGCAACAUGUCCCCGGGCGGCCUGGGCCACCUCAAGUCCCCUGCACCUGGACGCACCAGGAGCGUGUCCGAUUCCUCUGCUCCUCGGAGAGACUCUGUGACAAAAACCUCCACCCCUUCCUUCAGUAAGAACGGUAAGGCAGCAGGUCAGCAGGGGGCGCCGUGGGAGACACUGGUGGUCUUCGCCAUCAACUUGAAACAGCUGACCGUCCAAAUGAACAUGAGCAACGUCAUGGGAAACAAUACCUGGACGACCAGCGGGCUGAAGAGUCAGGGCCGACUGUCUGUAGGCAGCAACCGGGACCGAGAGAUCAGCAUGUCUGUCGGCCUCGGACGCUCCAAGCUCGACUCCAAGGGCGGGGUGGUGGGUGGCAAUAUAGACGUGAACACCCUGGAGAUGGUCUCCCACAUCUCCGAACACCCCAACCAGCAGCCCAGCCAUAAGAUCCAGAUCACCAUGGGGUCGACAGAGGCGCGUGUGGACUACAUGGGCUCCAGCAUCCUGAUGGGAGUUUUCAGCAAUGCUGACCUGCAGCUGCAGGACGAAUGGAAAGUCAACCUGUGCACCGUCGACACCAGCCUUUCGGAGAAAAGUGAAAUCUUCGUCCAUGGAGACUUGCAGUGGGACAUUUUCCAGGUGAUCAUUUCACGCUCCACCACGCCAGACCUCAUCAAGAUCGGCAUGAAGCUGCAGGAGUUUUUCACUCAGCAGUUUGACACCAGCAAGCGAGCCCUCUCCACCUGGGGGCCUGGUCCCUAUCUGCCCCCCAAAACCCCUGUCAUCAACGCUGAGAAAGGAUCUGCAGAGCUUUACAUGGAUGCAGCCCAUCACCGCCACUGGCCCGGGGUGCUGAAGGUAAUCGCUGGCUGCCACAUCUCCCUCUUCCAGAUGCCUCUGCCUGAGGACGCCGUGCAGCUGGGCGGUUCAAUGAGCCUCCAUGGCAAUCACAUGACGCUGGCCUGCUUCCACGGGCCCAACUUCCGCUCCAAGUCGUGGGCUCUAUUCCACCUGGAAGAGCCCAACAUCGCCUUCUGGACCGAGGCACAGAAGAUCUGGGAGGACGGCUCCAAAGAUGAUUCUACCUACAUUGUUCAGACACUGGAUUUCCAUCUUGGUCAUAACACUAUGGUGACCAAACCCUGCGGUGCACUCGAAAGUCCAAUGGCCACCAUAACCAAAAUAACCCGCCGGCGGCAUGAAAACCCCCCGCAUGGAGUCGCGACAGUCAAAGAAUGGUUCAACUAUGUCACUGCCAUGAGGAACGAAGAGUUGAACUUGCUCCGGAACGUGGAAGCCAACAACCAAGAGAGCGGAGCGGCUGCUAAAAGCUCGAGUCUGCUGAGCAGCUUCCGCAGCUCCUCCAGCUACAACCACGAAACUGAGACAAUCUUUGCUCUUCCCAGAAUGCAACUGGACUUUAAGUCCAUCCACGUACAAGAUCCUGAUGAACCUACUCUAACAGAAGCCAACAGCAAGCCCAAAGUGGAGUGCAGCGUUGUGACAGAAUUCACAGACCACAUCUGUGUCACCAUGGACGCCGAGCUCAUCAUGUUUCUUCAUGACCUGGUGUCUGCCUACCUGAAGGAGAAGGAGAAAGCCCUUUUUGCCCCGCGGAUGUUCGCGGCUCGGCCAGGCCAGAAGAGCCCCACCGCCCUGCAUGACGAAAGCUCCACAGACAAGGACCAGGACGACGGCAUCAACUACACCACGGUGGACUGGAGGGAGUUCAUGUGCAACACCUGGCACUUGGAGCCGACCCUCAGGCUUAUCUCCUGGACAGGACGUAAGAUCGACCCGGUGGGUGUGGACUACAUCUUGCAAAAACUGGGCUUCCACCACGCCCGGACUACGAUUCCCAAGUGGCUGCAGAGGGGCGUGAUGGACCCGUUGGACAAGGUGCUGUCGGUGCUCAUCAAGAAGCUGGGCACCGCCCUGCAGGACGAGAAGGACAAGAAAGGCAGGGACAAGGAGGAACACUGAGGAACACUCGUACCACUGUAACGAUAAGCUGUGCAUACCUUCUAUGCAGGUCACAAACACUGGAUUACUGGGUUACAACGGCCACUACUGUACAACCCAUUUGUUAAAUGUACCCAUUUUACCUGCUACAGCCUGUGAACUUCAGCAUAGUUGUUUACUGUGGAGCAUGCCACUUGCGGCUCUGACUGAAGCGUUUUGCACCAAUGUUGUUUUCUGUAUAUUUUGAACAAAGUAGCAAAUGUUAGAAUUAUUUGACUGCUUUAAUGGUACAAAAAAAAAACACAAAAAAAAAAAACUUGCCUCUUUUACCUGUUGUAAAUGACCUUACUGAAAUCGCUUGAAAGUUUAUUUUAAGGCUUACCAAUAUUUCAUGAGAAAUGAUUUCUUAUACCAUUGCCUUUUCUUUGUUUCCCAUGGAACACAUGGUAGCUAUGCUUUAUGUAUUUUAUAGUGUAGCUUUAAGAUAUUUAAGAACAGUUCAGUGACAGUGUUUUUGAUUUUUAUUUUUAAUUUUUUUGGGAUGUGAACAAAUAAAUACUGAGAGGUUACGGCACAUCAUCCACUCAGUUAUGAGGAUAACAUGAACUUGUAAUUAUAAUUUGAACCAAGAUCACUAUUUAUGGGUAUGUGGGAUGCAAAGUCUAUAACAUGUAUUAGCUUGGUGUGUCAAGCUUAUUUUUGUCCUUUUUUAAAAUCCAUACAGCAGAACCAGUGUAUAUAAUACAAUUUCUUAAAUAUGUUGAUUUCCUAACUUAAUAAAAAUAUUGCCAUUCAAUUUUA